CGGAAGCCGGAACUAUGGUGUUUCCCCUUUAAAAAAAAAAAUGUAAAACGAGCACAGGUUGAACUAGCCUUGCUUUUCUACGCUGUAAUUCCACAUUUCUCCGAAUCCACAAACUCUUAGCUAUUGCGUUCUAAAAAAGCUCCACGCCGAGAAGGUAGUGAACAAAUCAAGAUUUCUGUAAGUCAGAAGCCUUCUGUCACAGCAGCCAGGAAGGGGACUCCAAGAGACGAAGACUCCAGAAACUCAAAGUGGUGUUUUUAAAACACAGUUUCGAUGAGCAGAAUAAUAGAUACCAAUCAAAGGUCCGAGACAAAACCUGUCAGAGGCUCAGAACUGUAGCCCCACUUAGCCUGCUCCAGGCAAAACAAGAAAUCUGGGGCUGGCGCCCUAGUCCUCUGGCUGCGGCAAAUGAACCAACAGCCAGUAAGUGAUCUACAACAUAACUUUGCAAAAACAGAUGCGGAAGAAAUUGAAGAUAACUUAUCUAACAGGAAAGCUAUUGAAAAUGCAAAUAUGAAGCACCUGAAUGAAGGACUAAUUACACUGAAUUCAGCUUUCGUGAAUCUUACCUGCAGAUAUGUACAGUCCACGUGCUCAGAAUGACUUCUGCCUCAACAGAAACCAUGAGCGGCCAAAAUCAAAAAAGGAGGAUGUUUUCAGGAAAAGAAGAUAAGGCCAAGCACAUGAGAGCUUCAGAGCAGAUUAAUGGAAAUAUUUUGCCUCUGGAAAGGCAAACAGCCUUACUGCAACAGGUCAGACAUUUGAUUCAACAGGAGAUCAACAGUAUACAUUUCAAACUGUUUGAUGACAAACUGAAAGAAUUGAAUGAACGCAUUGGAAAGACACACUGCAAGAUUAGACAUGACACAAAAGCUACCGAACUCUUUACAAAAAUAGCAAGGCUUCAAAGACGUGUUCACGCAGUAUUAUCAUUUCAGAGGAACCAUACAGAACCAAAUGUAUCCAGUAAUACAACCUAUAAGGUUGCAAAUUCAGAAACCGUGAAUCUGGCUGAGAAUCAGUCAGUUAAAAGUCUAAGUGAAAGAACGAAUUCUGCGAAACAUGAAGCUUCCAGCCCUUUAGAAAAAGCAAGUGAAAAUAUUGCAUUGUCAGCAGAUCAUGUUGAGUUUGUUUCUGAAAGUAACAAUGAUGAUGUUAUGUUGAUUUCUGUGGAAAAUCCUAAUUUGACAGCUCCAAUUACAUCAAAACCAACAGAUCUGAGGAAAGUUCCAUCAACAGGAAAUUCUAGCAGUUCACUUAAUGCUGACACAGAAGUUACGGCUACAGAAUUGAAGAAACUUGAUUCUAUAAUUGAUUUGACAAAAGAAGGCCUAUCCAGCAGCAACAGCGACACAAGAAGUCCAGUAUCCACCUCGGAGUCAGUGUUGAAAACAACCCCAGAGGCACCGAAUGCAGCCAAGGUUCUGGACUCCUUUGCGCACCUGCCACCUCUCCCAGAGCCACCACCACUAUUACCUGAGCUGGUAGACAAGGUUCGAGACACGCUCCCUCCCCAGAAGCCUGAGCUCAAAGUGAAACGGGUUCUGAGGCCCAAGGGCAUUGCUCUGACUUGGAACAUCUCCAAAAUCAACCCCAAGUGUGCGCCUGUGGAAAGCUACCACCUCUUCCUGUGCCAUGAGAAUGCCAGUAAUAAGCUGAUUUGGAAGAAGAUUGGAGAAAUCAAAGCCUUACCGCUCCCAAUGGCCUGUACUUUAUCUCAGUUUUUAGCUUCCAACAAGUAUUAUUUUACUGUCCAGUCAAAGGAUAUUUUUGGGAGAUAUGGACCAUUUUGUGAUAUAAAGUCUAUCCCUGGGUUUUCUGAAAACCUUACGUAAAAGAAGUGUCUUCAGUAAUUA
Ochotona princeps (American pika) is the source of this 1856-nucleotide messenger RNA. It is a transcript of the gene ATF7IP2, whose product is annotated as activating transcription factor 7 interacting protein 2. Gene Ontology annotation, cellular component: nucleus; transcription regulator complex. NCBI's taxonomy places the organism in Eukaryota, Metazoa, Chordata, Mammalia, Lagomorpha, Ochotonidae. The record is from RefSeq and is a predicted model, not a curated record. The transcript is spliced from 13 exons. The coding region runs from base 600 to 1835 and encodes 411 amino acids. Gene Ontology annotation, biological process: regulation of DNA-templated transcription. Gene Ontology annotation, molecular function: protein binding; transcription coregulator activity.